AUGUUUUCGUGUUUUUUAAACGUUUUUGGAUGCUGUGAUGAAGUAAGGAGAACACUUUGGAAAGGUCAUGUACGAAGAAGUGAUGCCAAUGCUCAUCAUGAACUCAGAGAUUCCGAUGAGGAAGAAAUGCAUCAUGGAUUGGCACAACAUGAUAUGAUCGCUGGCAGAACUAGUAUGGAUAGAACGUCCAUGCAAGAAGAGCACGAACUGGCUCAUGAUGGUAUGACAGAUGAGGAAUUUGCUCAAUUAUUGCAACAGCAAGAAUAUGAAGAAGCAGCACGAAGAAGCAGAAGUGGCAGUACAAACGUUGUGUCAUCCUCUUCGGGCAGUAAUGGAAGAACAAUGGUUGACUUGGGAGAGUCAUCUGCAUCGAAUGUGAGGGAAGAGCAAGACCAGGCUUAUUUGAGAUCUUUGCAAAGAGAUCAGGAAAGAAGUAGGCAAGAGGAGUUAGAAAGGCAACGACAAGAGCAAGAGGAACGUGAACGACAACGACAAGAGCAAGAAAAAAUUAGAAAAGAACAAGAAAAAAUUGUAAAAAGAAGAGAAAAAGCAACCAAGCUUAAGCCUGAGCCUGCAGAGACAGAGAGUAAUUUUUCAAAAGUCCUUAUUCGAUUGCCUGAUUCUUCACGAUUGACUAGAUCUUUCAGACAUUCUGACACCAUUGGAGAUAUAUUUGAUUAUUUGGAUGUUACAAAAGAAAUAGAUGUAGAUAAGCUUGUGCUAGUAACCACUUAUCCAGCUCGAAGAUUUUCCUACGAAGAGCACGCUGGACUUUCACUUGCGGAAGCCAAUUUAAGCGAAAAGCAGGUCUCACUGAACUUGGCUGAGAAAUAA
Molecule: messenger RNA, 834 nt
Organism: Naegleria lovaniensis
Lineage: Eukaryota; Heterolobosea; Eutetramitea; Acrasida; Naegleriidae
Exons: 2
Coding region: 1-834 (277 amino acids)
Cellular component (GO): endoplasmic reticulum
Molecular function (GO): ubiquitin binding
Source: RefSeq, a predicted model, not a curated record